Molecule: messenger RNA, 927 nt
Organism: Macrosiphum euphorbiae (potato aphid)
Lineage: Eukaryota; Metazoa; Arthropoda; Insecta; Hemiptera; Aphididae
Source: the annotation of a GenBank genome assembly
AUGGCAACUGCAGGUGACGGCGAUUCACCUAUGGCACCUAAUGACACCCCGAGAGGCAACGCGAUGCCGUUCACGUUGAGCAAACUUGCUUACUUCGCGUGUAACGAAGAGACGAGGACAUGGUAUAAUACGAAGAGCUUCGGACUGAGGGUCGACUUAAAGAAAUGCUGCAACUUUCUGAUGACGCUCGGCGAUAGACGGAGGGCCUUGACCUCGAGACCAGGAAAUAAUUAUGGUGGAUCAAAAGUGUGCACUAUAGCCGCCUUCAACGGGCACCUCGACUGCCUGCAACAGGCGCAUGUAGCGGGCAUUCCGUGGGACUGGCGCACGACCGAGGUGGCCUGCCGAUCCGGGAACAUUGAAUGUUUGAUGUACGUGCAUAGUAACGGUUGCGAGACGGGAGGCUAUGUCUCCGCGUUGGCCGCGGCAUGCGCCGGCCAUUUAAGCACCCUGGAAUAUUGUUGGAUCAACGGGUUCAAGUUCCCGCGAAACUUGUGCACGUUGAUCGCGAGGUUCGGCAGCAUUGAGUCCUUGCGUUACCUAAGGUCCUUAGGCUUCAAUUGGGACGUCUCGACAACCGCGGCGGCAGCGAGUUUCAAUCAACUCGAAUUUCUAAAGUACCUCCACCAACACGGCUGCCCUUGGGACGCUACAACGUGCUACGCUGCAUCGAAACUCGGCAACCUCCAGUGUCUUGAAUAUGCUCAUAAGAACGGCUGCCAAUGGGAUAUGACCACGUGCCAAGGCGCCGCGCAGUACGGCCAUAUAGAUUGUUUAAAAUAUGCUCACACCAACGGGUGUGAAUGGAACAUCCUCACUACGAUGAUGGCGGCCAUCAACAGACAACAAGAAUGUUUCCGUUACGCAUUAGAAAAUGGAUGUCCCUGGCCGGACUGGUUAACUUGGGAAAGCAUAGCUGAGGCCUGA